Molecule: messenger RNA, 2449 nt
Organism: Manis pentadactyla (Chinese pangolin)
Lineage: Eukaryota; Metazoa; Chordata; Mammalia; Pholidota; Manidae
Product: testis-specific serine/threonine-protein kinase 1-like
Exons: 1
Coding region: 475-1581 (368 amino acids)
Biological process (GO): intracellular signal transduction; microtubule cytoskeleton organization; protein phosphorylation
Cellular component (GO): cytoplasm
Molecular function (GO): protein serine/threonine kinase activity; ATP binding; tau-protein kinase activity
Source: RefSeq, a predicted model, not a curated record
GUGUAUCUUCAAGUGCUCUGUGAGGACCGGGACGCAUGUGACCACCUGCCCUGGACUUCCUGGGAUGCCCGGCUUGACCCACAAGCCGUCCUGGCUCCAGGUGGGGAAGUCUGGGCAGACUGAUAUAUUCCCCGCAGCCUCCUCUUCCCUCAGGUCCCAGGCACGCACAAGGCCACCCUGCUGGCCUUUGGUCUGCUCCAGCCCGCUGGCCAGACUUGCAGGGUCCGAGUCCAGGUGGCUCAGGUCAGAGCCUCAUUCCCCGAGGGCACCCCUCCAUUAUGACUUCACCGACUGAAGUUGCCCCGGAGACAAUGCUGGGCGUUCCACCCCAGAGUCUUCGUCUCUGAGAGGCAGGGGUGGCAGGCCAGCCUGCCCAGGGUAUCCUCUGUCCGCGGGGUAACUGAGGACGCUGCUGGCCCCUGUCCCGCGGGGGUGCAGAGGGCAGCCUCAGAGGCCCUGGGUGCUCCCGGCGCCAUGGACGACGCUGGCGUCCUCAGGCGACGAGGCUACACCAUGGGGACGCAUUUGGGAGAGGGCUCGUACGCGAAGGUCAAAUCUGCCUACUCUGAGCGCCUGAAGUCCAACGUGGCGGUCAAGAUCAUCGACCGCAAGAAAGCCCCCACGGACUUCUUGGAGAAGUUCCUUCCCCGGGAAAUCGAGAUUCUGGCCAUGCUGAACCACCGUUACAUUAUCAAGACCUACGAGAUCUUUGAGACAUCAGACGGCAAGGUCUACAUCGUCAUGGAGCUCGGGGUCCAGGGCGACCUCCUUGAGUUCAUCAGAACCUGGGGGGCCCUGCACGAGGAUGAUGCUCGCAAGAAGUUCCGCCAACUCUCCUCGGCCAUUAAGUACUGCCACGACCUGGACGUCGUCCACCGAGACCUCAAGUGCGAGAACCUUCUCCUCGACAAGGACUUCAACAUCAAGCUGUCCGACUUCGGCUUCUCCAAGCGCUGCCUGCGGGAUGACAGUGGCCGACUGACGCUGAGUAAGACCUUCUGUGGGUCGGCGGCGUACGCAGCCCCCGAGGUGCUGCAGGGCGUCCCCUACCAGCCCAAGGUGUACGACAUCUGGAGCCUGGGCGUGAUCCUCUACAUCAUGGUCUGCGGCUCCAUGCCCUACGACGACUCCAACAUCAAGAGGAUGCUGCGCACCCAGAAGGAGCACCGAGUCAAGUUCCCCCGCUCCAAGCACUUAACGGGUGAGUGCAAGGACCUCAUCUGCCGCAUGCUGCAGCCGGACGUCAACCGGCGGCUGCACAUUGAUGAGAUCCUCAGCCACUGCUGGGUGCGGCCCAUGGCACGGGGCCUGUCCUCUGCAGCCAUCAGCAAGGAUGGGGAGAGUUCCCAGGGCACCGAGCCUUCAUGCAACCCCAAGCCCAGCUCUGACGAGAGGUCUGCCAAGCUGGAGACCCUGGAGGAGGCCCAUCCCGAGGCCCGGCCCAAGACACAAGCCGAGGAGAAGGUACUGCAAGCACAGGUGUCAAGGCAGUUAGAGCCCCUGGGCCUCAAUGGCAGUGAGCAGCUGAGCAGGGAGGCAGAGGCAGAGGUCCCCGUGGGGCCUUCAGAGACGCACAUCUAGGAAGCCUCCUGCAGCCCAGGGGGCCAGCAGGGAAAGAGGCAGAGCUCAUGGCUUUGCGCCUGGGUGCUGGAAUUCAAGGGAUGAGCCAGAGAAGGAAGACUGUCCCGGAUGAGCCACUAUUUUCGUCAGUUUCUCCUCCCUCCCUUUGAACUUGGUAACCCAUGGUAACGUGGCUAAAGAAGCAAUAAAUCACUAUAUUAGUGCAGACCUCAAGGGGAAUGCUGCUCUGCUGACUGAGGGUGUCCAGGGAGAGGUCGUGCACUCUCCCCUUUGCGCCCCUCCCCCAGAACUGCCCCUCCUCCUGGGGAAAUACAUCCCCGACUGCACCUCAGGCCCCGGACCAGAGCAGAGACCUGAGUGCGGAAGACGCCGCUUCAGGGGGGAGGCCUGGGAGUGUGGCACUGUGGCUGCGGGCUGCGGAGGACGGGUGGGAGAUGGGCGAGGUGGCAGCCCACAGAGGAUGGAGAGGGGCCACCUCAGCAGGAAUCGGCUCUGUCUGCAGCUGCCACAGAGUCUGGGCCCUCAACACCCCAGGGCCACCCACCCCACAGGCUGCCUGCUCACCAACUCCCUACCCUGACAGGCAACGUGUUUUUUCUGCUCUGUCCACCAGGAGUUCCCCCGUGUCCAGCCACUACCCACUGCUCGACGGUGCUGAGUCAUCCUAUCCUGUGGUCGCUUGCCAGUCCCAGGGGAAGCAGGGGCUGCGCUGGGCGCCUAGUCACACCUCAGCCUGUGUGUCCCUUCACUCGACCACGUCCCAUUCUCCUCUAGUCCAUCUUUCCCCAGAGUGACACUCUGCCAGAGCUGACACUGGCAAGCGGGAGCAGAGGAAUGGAUGGGGGUCCUCAUGAUGCGUGCCUGGCCC